Pomacea canaliculata is the source of this 5378-nucleotide messenger RNA. RefSeq names its product DNA-binding protein HEXBP-like. The record is from RefSeq and is a predicted model, not a curated record. The coding region runs from base 203 to 793 and encodes 196 amino acids. Gene Ontology annotation, molecular function: single-stranded RNA binding; zinc ion binding; mRNA binding. Gene Ontology annotation, biological process: positive regulation of cytoplasmic translation. The transcript is spliced from 5 exons. NCBI's taxonomy places the organism in Eukaryota, Metazoa, Mollusca, Gastropoda, Architaenioglossa, Ampullariidae. Gene Ontology annotation, cellular component: cytoplasm.
AGGCCUCAGCCAGCCAGACGACAGACGAGACUGCUAGGGUGUUAGGAGCGGGCCGUGUGCAAAUCUUGGUCAAGGCGAAAUCAGUGGUAGGGCCGUGUGCACAACACAAACGACGCGCAAAAACAGCGUGUAGAACAUCGGUAGGGUGUGUUGGAGGAGGUGUUGAGGACUUCAUACUGUGCUCACUGACAUCCUGCCCACCAUGAGCUCGGACAGCUGUUACAAGUGUGGCAAGCCUGGCCACUUUGCACGUGAAUGCCGUACACGUGGAGUCGGAGGUGAGCGUGGGCGUGGCGAGCGGGACUUCCGUUCCCGCGGCGGAGAAAAGUGCUACAAAUGCAAUCGUGUUGGGCACUAUGCCCGUGAGUGCAAGAUGGAUGUUGACCGGUGCUACAAGUGUAAUCAGCUGGGCCACAUUGCCAAGGAGUGUGACAAGGACAUUGAUUCAGGUGCCUGUUACAACUGUGGGAUGACUGGGCAUGUCCAGCGUGACUGUCCAGAAGUAAGCUCACGACCCUGUUUCCGAUGUGGAGAAAGUGGUCACCUUGCUCGUGAUUGUCCUGAUUAUGAGCGUCGAGCUGAUGACCGCAAGUGUUAUAAUUGCGGUUUUUCUGGUCAUCUUUCGCGGGACUGUGCUGAAAACAAUCGCUCAUGUUACAGGUGUGGAGAUAGUGAUCACCUGGCCCGAGACUGCCCAGAGGGCAACACCAAGACGCAGUGCUACAAUUGCAAGGAGAUGGGCCACAUUGCUCGCGAGUGUCCCAUGGAACAGAAGAUGGUGAUGGCCAGUUGAAUAUGAGGUCCCCUGGAUGCAUCCCUCUCCACUUGUCUCUCACCUGGCUGACCCGUGGCAGCAGUUUGCUUACCUUUAGUUGUCAUUUUCUGGAUGCGUCAUCACAAGAACCAUUCUUGAUUUCUGUUUUUAAUCUCUCUUGCUUCCCACUGAUUUGUCAAAGAACUUGCUUGGAUUUGUGUUAAAAAGCUGAUCUUGUUGACCAUUUUCACAACUUAUUGUUCUGGACUGAUUGAAAUAUGUGUAUAGUUAUCAUUUAGACUCGGGCAUACUGUGUAGAUCAUUUACAGUCUUCAAAAUCUUGUACAGCGGCAUGUAGACUUUGAAAAUGAGACGGAAUAAUCAUAGAAGUUCAUACAUUUUAAAAGCAGCAGGAAUGGCGUUGUUUGGUGAGCAGAAUUAUUACAGCAUAGGGGUGGUUGGUUGGUGGAUGCAUUAAAGUCCCUCGUGUUGUUACAACAAGUGGAGCAGUUGUCUGUUAAUGAACUUUCCAAGGUGGUGGGAGCUGUUUCUCCAUUAUUGGAGAGAGUAUGUCAUACUGUCCAGACCUGUAAAUAAGAUGGCAUAUUUUCUUUUCUUUUAUAAGAAAUAUCUGCAGUGUAUUUUUUAUGAUUUUGUUUUUGCUAACUGUAGUUUCCAGUAGAGAUUUAUUGCUUUAAAAUAAAUGGUGCUGUGGAGUGUCUGUGUGUAUGGCUUGCAUGUUUAAGUGAACAAGUGGAUGCAAGUAUUAGAUCAUGUUUGACCUUCUGUGUGCCAGUUGUUCCGUUUGUAUUUAUGCACCAGUUUCAGUCUUGUUGGACAAUGGCCGAAUUAUUCCUACAUAAAUUUUACUUUUUACUUGGGGCCCCCUCACUUUAUUUUUAUAAAAGGUAGUUUAAUCUUUUGAGCUUACCAGUGUUCUCUCUGACCACACAACCGAGGCAAAACAUCCAGCCUUUAUAAACUUGGUGUCUCUCUUAUAUAACUUUCUAGAUAUUAUACUCAAGGUUAGACCUUUUGUGUACAUUUUACUUCAGUGUAACAGCAGGUGGAGUAAACAUCUAACAUAGAUGAAACGAUCUGUAUGAAAAUGGUCAUAAACAGGUCUGGUAUAGUCUUUGUAGUGCUUUGAUAUAGCUUCUUACAUUGUAUGCAGUUUCAUCCGUACAUGGUGUACAUUUUAAAAUGCAAAUUUUUUUUUUAAGUAUGACAGUACACUUGUAGCAGGUUUUAUGGAUCAGCAGUUUUAUGGUGUCCUCUUCCCAUGGUUGUGGGAUGUCUUAGUAAAAGUGCCAAGUUUUAUUGUGCAUGUUAAUGGUAUCAUCAGGUCCAAGUACAUUCAUUCCUGCUUUGUAGUAGCUGUGGGGACAGUUUGAUGACAGUUCUUUGUGUAGGCAAAUCACUUUUGGUUUUUAAUUCAUUUCCAGAUAAACUUGCGUUCCCGAAGUUUAUCGCAGUGUAGGGGAACACCGAUUAUUUUUUAUAGGAACUGUAGGUAACACGUAACAACCAAAAUCACGAUGAGUCAAGACAGGUCUCUGCAGGGUAGGGUUUGUUGGCAUAAGAGCCUUUAUCUAACUGGUUACAGAAUAACGUACAGCACGCCAUCUGUGCUCGGCAGUCCCGUCGUACAACACUUAACGCAUGUCACCAAUAAUACAUUGAGUGUUAACUCUCCCAGGUUUAGCUUUUCUUUCUCUGCAUGUGACGUCCGUUUACAGGGCUGACUUACAUUGACAUAGCCUGGGUUGGUCCCCCCACCCCAAUGUGUGCUCACUGACAUCCUGCAUAAGUCACUUGCCAUUUUAUUCUUUGUUACGCACCCUGAUAUGAAAAGGUAAACUAGAUAGAACAACAGAGGGCAGUCAAAAGUUAAGUGGUGUAGUGAUAAAGUGUUUUUUGCUGGUAGUUUAAAAUAUGUAAGCAUUGUAAUAUUGCAUGAUGUCUUCAUUGAGAACACUGCUGCUAAUGAUUGUAGAGACUAUUAUUAUAAAUUAUUGGUACUGACAUUUUCAGCAUCAUCAAAAUAAUUCUGGUUUGGUAAGGCUUCCUGUGAACAGCUGUUGGACUUUUGCUGCCUGAUCCAAUGCUAAAUAAGGGAUAGAAUUAGUAACUGUUAAACCUUCCACUGACUGACGCAUUCUUAGAUAACACUAUGAAUCUGCCCUAUAAGUGUAGCAACAAAAUGCAAAAUUUGUCAUGCCUUUGUAAUUUUUGUUUUGGGAACUUUUUGUUGGGCAGUUUCUGCUGAGGGUAACGAGUGGUUAGUAUUUUUUGUUGCCUUUUAAAAUUUAUAAAUAUAAUCGGCAAACUUUCAGUACCAAAGAGAUGACGAAAUGAUUGCAGAAAGCACAGAUGGGGAUUUUUUAAAAGUUGAAAUGAAUUAAAAUUUUUGUAUAAUUGGUAAAAGUGGACGUUUUUUUUUUUUUACUGGGAGACUGUUCUAAAGUGCAAGAAAGCAUGUAAAUUUAGAAGUAUAGAUAUGGAGACCUAAAUUGAGUGAUACCUGAAUAUUAAAACACGCUGUACAGCAGUUGUAAAACUGGAUGGAGAGAUGCUUCCUGCUGGAGAACUCUUGGACAUGAUAAAUGUAGCGAUAAAUGCAGUUUUCUAAGGCAUAGCAGGAGCUUUGACCUGUUUAACAUUUCACAAAACUGAGGGGUAAUUUUUAGCUGGUUAUUUAGAACAUGUUUGACCAGCAAGACAGGCCAAUGGUAAUAUUGCAGUACACAUAAUCUUAUUGUUUAGUGUGAGGCCUACAUAUUUGGAAUUUGACUGGAAAUAUUCUGUUGCCAUUAGUAACGACCAUUGCUAGCUUGUACUUGUGGGUGUGCAGACAAUUUUCAAUAGCUAAGAAUCAUUCAUCCCUAAAGACUGCAGAGGUAAAAAACCAUGCUGGAGACAACAAAAAUUUGUGGCUCAAUUUUAAUGUUUAGUGUCUGUAAAUUUUGUGCAUGCUAAGAAAAAAAACCUUACUGAUGCAUGUGAAAAGAUGGUAAACAUUUUUGGAUUUAUGAACUUCUAAUUUCUCAGACAAUGGAGUGGUUGCUAUCUUUCCAGGCAGUUAUGUAUAUUAGGAUGCAAGUUACAUUUUAAAACAAAAGGCUUCAAAGUUUUGUUGGCCAUGUAUGCCACAUAUAUCCUCUGCAAUAGUCAGCAAAAGAUUCUAGUGAGAAAUGCAGGAUCUGUACUUAUGUUUCUACCUUGGUGAAUUAAUUCUGCUGCUUGUAUGUAUAGCACUAUUGAAAUAGUUGAGAUGUUAUGGUGCUUGAUGUGGAGCUGUUUGCGCUGUGUAGCCCUACAUCAUCUAUUUGGAAUGCUGCUGCCUCGAGGGAGGCAACUUCUCACAAAGGCAGCUGUGGCUGUGCACAGUGGACUCGCACCAGGGGGCUUAAUCUUGUUCAUUUGUUAUCAGACCCCAGUCUUCUUCCAGUAGUGGACUUACAGGACUGCAGCAGUAGCAGAAGGCUUGAAGGUCAAGGUUAGAGGGUUGUUGGCAUGAUGUCUUUGAAGCAUCUGGGGCACUUUCGUUUGCUAAUAAAGCACUUCGUGGCUCUAAAGCCACACCAGUUUAGGUUAUACCCUCUUGUUUUCUGUCUUUUGGCUCCAGAAUAUUACAUAGAUGUGCUUUUCAUACUUGCUGGUGGAUUUUGUUUUUAUUUGUGAACACAUGAUAAAAACUGUUGAUAGCCUUUGUUUAGAUGUUCUAGUGAUGAUGUGCACAACAGGAUUUACUUAGUGCACGAGAAAUUUGAGCAGAAUUUUGCAUGUCUGCGAUACUUUAAACCUGAACUAAGAAACAUGGUGAAAUUACAGAUGGUGAUCAUGAUGACAGUUUUUUCAGCUGCAGAAUAAAUAGUGUUAUUUUUUGUCCAGUACUGACAGUUAUCUGUAUAACAAUUGGUAGGUCUGAUAUAAUUCUUUUUGUGUAUACAUUUUAGCUCUUUAAUAUUGGCUGGCUGUCUUCAGUUUGCUGUUGAGGUGUGAGAUUUUGCUUUGAGCUAUAUGCUACAGGUCUCUCUCCCUUACAACCAGUUUUAUUGAUCUACAUGCAUGAGAAAUUCUCAUAUUUGAAAAGCAAACAUUUUCAUUGUCAGCAAAGCCUUUGUGCCUGGAGUUUUUAGAGUUAACAUAAACUUUUUUUUUUUUCUUUCUGUCACCAAAGAACUAAAUUGUUUAUGGAUAUCUUACAUUGCUGUCUCUGUUGAGCACCAUGUUUUCUCAGUAGAUUGCUACAUUUUGUCACACAAUAUUGCUGUGCUUUUCAUCACAAUGUAUUAAAUGUGAAAGUUUAAUUAUAAUGAUUAACUGUAUCUUGACAGUAAUCUUUGUCAUGUAUUCAAUUUCCCCCAAUAUCUAUAGGGAUUUUAAGGAAUUGGUCUUGAGUUUUUUUUACCCUUUUAAAGUGUGGGGUGUAUUUCAUGAAUUUGAUGGUACAAGGUGUAGGGUUACUUGCAUCUUGUCUUUUUUUUUGUCCAGAGGGGCCAUCUGUAGAAAGAUUUUGUACAACAUGCAGGUGAGCAAGAUUAAGUCAGCGGUGCCCAAACCAUUGCGCAGGGCACCUUGAGAGAGGAGUCUGUACAUAAAUAAACCAGUUUGUACAAUA